AUCCCCGUGAAGAGAGGUUCAGGCAUUUCAGACUCCAACUGAAAAUCUCCAAGAUAUUGCUUCAAAAUGAAUAAACAAGAGUUGGAUUUUGAGAAAGCGGUAGAAGAUGUCAAUAACCUGGGUAAAAAGCCACAAGACGAAGAACUACUUGAGCUUUAUUCCUUUUAUAAACAAGCCACGAUGGGUGAUGUCACGACGGAACGUCCGAUGUUUCUCGACUUCAAAGGAAGGAAGAAGUGGGACUCGUGGUAUGAAAAACGAGGUAUCCCAGCCACUCAAGCAAAAAUUCAAUAUGUGGCAGUUGUCAAAGCCUUGACCGGAAAAUAUGGUUUGAAACCACCAGAAGAAACUGCAGCUCCCACUAAUUAAAGAUUAUCGUCGCAUCUUAGACAAUUACAUUAUUUCUUUAUCGGCCAAUAUGACAUCGACAUCACCUCAUCCUCUCUUCACUGAAUCGACUUGGGUCAGGACCUCGUGAAAACGGAUUCUGCGG
Lineus longissimus is the source of this 493-nucleotide messenger RNA. Its product is annotated as acyl-CoA-binding protein-like. The transcript has 5 exons. Bases 67 to 369 code for a protein of 100 amino acids. Gene Ontology annotation, molecular function: fatty-acyl-CoA binding. The record is from RefSeq and is a predicted model, not a curated record. Lineage: Eukaryota; Metazoa; Nemertea; Pilidiophora; Heteronemertea; Lineidae. Gene Ontology annotation, biological process: fatty acid metabolic process.